CAGGACUUUGUGCUUCUUUUACUUUUUUUACAGAAGGAUGAAGAUGUUCCUGCUGUUCCUGCUCCUCGUGAAUGUUUCCCAGCAUGCCCUGGCUGUGCUGGUGGAGGUGAACGAGGGGGCGGUGUCUGUCCUGCUGCCCUGUCAGUACUCAGGUUUUAUACCUGAGGACCCCACAGUGAUGUGGACUCACAGUGAUCUCAAUCCCAAAACUGUCCAUCUGCUCCGAGAAGGAGGAGAUGAUCUUAGAGGACAAAACCAGCGUUACAGCGGACGCACAUCAGUGAGGUCUGAUGCUCUGGACUCUGGAGACUUCAGCCUCACUCUGAGGAACCCACAGCUGACUGACAGCAGCAGCUACACCUGUUCCAUCAGUGAUGGAAGACAAGAACAGAGACUGAGAGACAUCCAGCUGCAGGUCAAAGACCAGCAGGUGGAGGUGAAGGUGGAGGAAGGCUCAGAGUCUGUCAUCCUGCCCUGCAAAACAACACCUGACCUGCCCGAGGACACCAGGGUGGAGUGGACUCGCUCUGACCGAGGACUCAUGGUGGUCCAUGAGUAUUCUAAUGGAAGUGACCACCUUAACAAACAGGACGGUUUUUACAGAGAGCGAACGAAGAUGAAUGAAGACCUGCUGAGAACUGGAGACCUCAGUCUGACCCUGAAACAGCCCACACAGAGAGACACAGGAGGAUACAUCUGCACCAUCUACAGGGACAAAGACAUCCUGAGACACAAAGUAGUGCUGCAGGUCAAAGAACCAUUUCCAUCCUGGGCCAAAGCUCUCCUGGUUCUCCUGGUUCUUCUUCUGGUUUCUGGAGGUCUUUUAUUUUACUUUCGUCAGUACUUCAUGUCAGUUUACAAGGUGGAGGUGGACUCAUGGGUGGAGUCUGUCCAGCUGCCCUGCAAAACUGCAGUUUGGCAGCUCAAAGACGCUAAAGUGGAGUGGACGGACAGAAAGAACAGGAAGGUCCACGUGUAUCAGAGCGGCUCUGACCAGCCUGGAGAACAGGACAAGGUUUACAGAGGCCGAACCAAGAUGAAGAGAAGCCUGCUGAAAACUGGAGACCUCAGUCUGACCCUGAAAUACCCCACAGAUGAAGACAACUCCACCUGCACCUGCACAAUCAGCAGGGCAGGAAACAUCCUGAAGAAGAAACAAGUGUUGCUCACUCUCAAAGUCCCUCAGGUGGAGGUGGAUUCAGAUGCUAAAGUGGAGUGGAUGGACAAUUACAGCUACAACACAAAGGUCCAUCUGUAUCAGAACGGCUCUCAUCAGCCGGAAGAACAGCACAGGGUUUACAGAGACAGAACGAAGAUCAAUGAAGACCUGCUGAAAACUGGAGACCUCAGUCUGACCCUGAAAUACCCCACAGAUGAUGACACAAAAACCUACAUCUGCAGCGUCUACAGCAGGGAGGGAAACAUCCUGAUGAGGAAACAAUUCGAGCUGAAAGUCAGAGGUCCAGAAUCAAACAGGGAACAUCAGGAGCAGAAGCAGCUCCAUUGA
This is a messenger RNA of Archocentrus centrarchus (flier cichlid), 1507 nucleotides long. RefSeq names its product butyrophilin-like protein 1. The transcript is spliced from 8 exons. Gene Ontology annotation, biological process: cell surface receptor signaling pathway; positive regulation of T cell proliferation; immune response. The record is from RefSeq and is a predicted model, not a curated record. Bases 38 to 1507 code for a protein of 489 amino acids. Gene Ontology annotation, cellular component: external side of plasma membrane. NCBI's taxonomy places the organism in Eukaryota, Metazoa, Chordata, Actinopteri, Cichliformes, Cichlidae.